Molecule: messenger RNA, 2700 nt
Organism: Oldenlandia corymbosa var. corymbosa
Lineage: Eukaryota; Viridiplantae; Streptophyta; Magnoliopsida; Gentianales; Rubiaceae
Source: the annotation of a GenBank genome assembly
AUGCCGGACGAUUCCUUUGUGAUUGAUCAUAAGGUAUUGUACAAUGAUUUGGUUGGACUGAUUUGUGAAAGAGCGGGGUGGAAUAGAGAGAAUGUGAAUUUGAGCCUAUCGAUUUUGUAUCAUACGAUGGGCAAUGGUUUUAGGCGUAUUGCCAAAAUCAAGGACGACGCAUCGUUGCAAGUGUUGUAUUUCCUCCCAAGUUCGACAUAUAUUGAUUUGUAUGUAGAUUUGGAGGUGGCGGAUGAUGAUGUGGGUGGACCGUUUAUGGAGGAUGGCGAUCACAUGGAAUAUAAUCACGGUGAAGAUGAUGAGGACUACACAUCGAUAAGUGAUCAAAGCGAUGAAAACCAAUCAAUAUCCGAAGGAAGUCGGGAGAGUGAUGAAGAAGUCGAAGACAAAUUCGCCACAAAGGACAGGCACAUAUAUCGUUCACAGGGUACAUGGGAUCAUACAAAAGUGGACAAGGAUGAAUUUCAACUUACCAUGUGGGACGGGACAACCGCAACAAUUGGGAUAGGGACUUGUUUCAAGAAUAAGGAAGAAGCAAAAAAUGAGUCAACCCCUAAGGGUUAUGUUCCUUGCCGUUGGAAGGUACGUGCCUCCUUGAGAGACCACGGUUUGUGGGAGAUUGUGAAAUGGGUGCCCGAGCACAAUUGUAUGAAUGUCACCGAGGAAAAUAAUAAUCGGAAUGUGAGCGUAACGCUUAUUACGCAUCUCAUAAGGCAUAAGGUUGAGUUGGACCCAGAUUAUGAAGUGAAGCUCGUUCAGGAAGAAGUGAAAGACCGUAUGCAUGUCGAUGUUCCUUACCACAGGGCAUGGGAGGGAAGGAGAAAAGCUAUCGAUCUUGUUUACGGCGACUGGGUUUCCAAUUUUGACAUACUUCCAAGUAAUUUGGUGGCGCAGUUUCGAAGUAAAAAGAUCAAAAGGUUGUGUUGGGAGAUGGGCACGAAACUUUCUAAGUCUAAAUUCAAAGAACUAAGGAAAGAGCUACGUGAUUUUAGCAAUGAUGCUUAUUUGUAUCUCGAGGAGAUUGAUGCUUGUCAGUGGACUCUUGCCAAAGACAAACACUAUCGUUGGGGUAACCAGACAACGAACAUUUCUGAGAGCUACAACAACGUCCUCAAGGGCGUUCGUUUCUUGCCGAUCCGAGCUUUGGUGGAAGCCACUUUUAUUAAGACUGUUGAUUUGUUCCAGGAAGAAUACGUGAAGUCGAGGAAAUGUAUUACGCCGGUCCCAACUGACUUGUGGGAAGACUUCAAGAAAAAAGAAAAGAAAGCCGCGCAACACAAAGUCAACCGUUAUGGUGCUAUUAAUGGCAAGUUCAAGGUGAAAAGUAGAGCCCGACUUGGUGGGCGAAAGCCAUUUUCGAGAACCAUGAGGCAUUCAGUAAAGCCCUUAAAGAGGAUGACACCUGAGAAUUCUAUGGCACAGUGGAUGGCGAUGUGCUUUAGAUUGUUGGGAAUUACACUCGUUAGUGACAUGUUUGAUGGGAAUAAGAUUUAUGCAGAGUGUUUAAUCAACGAGUGUCUGCGUCCGAUCCAAGAAAAUGUCUCAAGAGAGGCCUAUACGCAGAGGGCCCGUGCAUUACUUUUACUACUGAUUGGAGGUUUCUUGAUUCCUGACAAUACGGGAAACAGAAUACCGCUUUGGAUCCUGAAUAUACUCGAGGAUUUGGAUGUCUGUGCUGCCUACAGUUGGGGGUCAGCUGUGUUGGAGAAGUUGUACUUUGCUUUGUGUCAAGCUUCCGCGCCCGGGAAAAAAAACAUUACCGGAUGUUAUAUACUGAUGCAGUUAUGGGUUUGGGAGCGUAUCCCAAGACUUCAACCGAAGAGUAAGGUUAAAGAUGAGAGUUACUUGGUGCCGGACGCUCCACUAGGAAAUAGGUGGAAAUGCCCAAAAUCCAAAGCGAACAUCGCCGCUCAUUGUGUUGCUGGCAUCAGGGAUCAGUUAUCUAGCCUAAGGGAUGGAGAUUUUCUAUGGACUCCAUACACUCCCUUCAUCGACGAUCUCCCUGAUUUCUGUAAAGAGGGGGUUCAUUUAUAUCUCUGUAGGACGUGGAUCUUUUAUUGGGCUAUCAGAGAACCAUACGAGCCCAAUCGGGUCCUUCGUCAAUUUCAAUGCGUGCAAACUGUGCCAAAGUACCCGUUAAUCAAUGACUUUGAUCGCUGGAAUGCGAUACACCACGGAUGCCUUGGAACUGGAAAGGCAUAUGAUGAUUGGGUGCAAAAACACACCGAGUCUUUAAAUCUCAGCGACAUAUAUCAUCUCGCUGAUGCAGUCUUACGGGAAAAUCCAGGGCUCGGUGAUAGUCUAGAGGAUAAACUCUUCCAAAUCUUCGACAAGAGUUUCAGUGCCCUGACUUUGGGCCCAUGUGAUAUGAGCACUCAGCCCGAUACUCAAGUUCUUCAGAAAAGACCCCCAGAGUCAAGUCAAAAUGUGGUGCUCACGCAGAAAACAACAUCGAAGCCUACUGGAGGAGGAAGGAAGAAGCAACCGGGAAUUUCAGAUCGAACAAUCAUAGUUCAUCCCAAUCCAACUCCGAUGCAAGAAGAUGAUGAAGAUGAUGAAGGCAAUGAAAGCGAUGAGGAUUACUACAUUAAGGGCGAAGAAGAAGAAGAAGAAGAAGAAGAAGAAGAGUCCUCUCCACCUCGUGUUUCUUUCCCAAAAGAAAAAAAAAAUGGUCGAGGUUCGCAAGAGUGA